GCUUAAGCAAUCAAAUGCGAAAAGCACGGGCGCAGUUCCCACAGAGGCACCGGGGGACCAACGCGAAAUCAUGUAAGUCGUGUUGAUCCCCGAUAAGGGUCGAUCGAUGUGCCUUGCGAAAGGUUUUCGCGCUCGGGUAUUCGAGUCAGUUAGAGCAAGCCACCAGCCCAGCGACCCUUUCCCUUCACAGACGUCGCUGCCCAGUGCCGAUAGACCAUGGUUGCCCUCAGCCCACCGGGGUAGCCGCAGAAUUAUAGAUAGUGCCGACGUUGGAUCUGUUGCGAGCGCAUUCUGAGAAAAUUUGCAUCCGAUAUCCUUUCUCUCUCCCGGCAUGCUUAUAUCUGUGGAGCUCCCAUAGUUCUUCUCUUGGCUAGUUCGCGUCUUGCCCCUGGAUAGCUCAUGUUGCCUUCAUCAAGAUGCACCUGCACCCAACGAUGUGGCGCUCGUCUUUCUCAUGCGGCUCACUGACACGAUCUCAAAUCAACUUCCUGGUCUCAUAUUUCAUCGUCUUCCUCUUCGCGGUCUUGUAUUGCCGGCGCAACUUCUAUCGAGAUCCUGGAUCUAUCUUUUUCGACCCGGUGGAGGGGUAUCGACCGAUAUACAGCCUAGAGAGGGUCCAACGGGCGAAGGCUUUCAUCAAGCAGAUAUCUACUGAGCAGACAUCCCCGCUCAGAACAAAUACUCAACAUGAGAAGAGCAUGUGCAUUGGCAUCGCGACGGUGAAGCGGCCCGGUGAUCAGCCUAUCGACAUGACAUUGGGUUCUCUUCUAGCGGAUCUGACACUCGCGGAGAGAGAGGAGAUAUACUUGACAUUGCUCUUUGCUCACGAGCCAGUGACAAACCAUCCGUUCUUCAACGUACCAUGGGUUCACGCCGUAACGGAUAAGGUUAUGACAUACGAAGAACUACACCACAAACCACCGUCUCUGGCUGGAGUGAACAAAGAACAUCGAAUCGCGAAAAAGACGCUCCAAGACUACGCUCUUUUGCUGCGUUCUUGCCUCAAUCAGACUGAUGCCCCGUGGAUCACUAUACUAGAGGAUGAUGUUUUAGCGCAGGAAGGAUGGUAUCCAAGGACCAUGCGCAACCUCCACUCGCUGCAGCAUAAGCAGAAGGAAAUGGGAGGCAAGAAGUGGCUCUACCUCCGUUUGUUCUAUACGGAGAAGUUCAUGGGGUGGAACUCAGAGAAUUGGCCUCGAUAUCUAUGUUGGAGUCUUAUCCUGGUGUCUCUGCCAGCUGUAUGUGGUUUUCACAUACGACGCCGCUUCCCUUCCGCUCGCAAUAGCGUGUCUCUCGAGUUCAUCUGCAUCCUCAGCUUCUUGUGUGUACCGAUGGCGAUCGCACUGUUCUUUCUCUCCGGACGUGUCAGUAUGCAACCGCUGCGCCCAGGCCUCUGCCGAAUGAACGAAUUUGGCUGCUGUUCUCAGGCCUUAGUUUUCCCUCGUGAAAAUGUCCCCGCGUUGAUUGACCAUCUGGACGAAAAGCAUACAUCGCCGGGCCCUGUCGACAGUGUGAUCGAGGAGUGGGCUGAUGAGAAAGGCCUGGACCGCUGGGCGUUGGUGCCAAGCGCAAUGCAGCAUAUAGGAAAGAAGACACACAAAAAGAAUGAAGACAGCCAACCUCGGGAUAAAUUUGAGGUUUCAGGCGCAAGGGGUCUGUGGAGUUUCGGAUUCGAAUUGCACGGUAAUCGGCGUGGGCAUUGGUAGGAUAAUGACUUCGACUUAAUAGUAACCGGGUAGAACCGUUAUGACUUGCUAGAACUAUUCGAUAAUGAUACAUAAUGAAAUGAGUAAUAUUUUCUAAUGGAGAAUUCCCC
Paecilomyces variotii is the source of this 1816-nucleotide messenger RNA. Its product is annotated as integral membrane protein. Bases 417 to 1706 code for a protein of 429 amino acids. Gene Ontology annotation, biological process: GPI anchor biosynthetic process. The transcript has a single exon. Gene Ontology annotation, cellular component: Golgi membrane. The record is from RefSeq and is a predicted model, not a curated record. Lineage: Eukaryota; Fungi; Ascomycota; Eurotiomycetes; Eurotiales; Thermoascaceae. Gene Ontology annotation, molecular function: glycosyltransferase activity.